AUGCCCAGCGAUGCGCUGCCGCCACUUGGCCAGGCGCACAUCCGGCACUGCGUGGACCCGUGCCUGGCCUCCUUGUCGCCCGACUCCGAGCCGUCCUUUUAUGCCUGCCACAUCGACCGCUACGCGGCCAUGGCACUGCAGCCCAUCACGCUACACCGGCUGCUGCAUACUGGCACACCACCACUGACACGCGAGCGGCUUCUGGCCAACGCGCAGUAUCUCCACAAAGAGCGGCCAGUGCGCUACGCCAAGCAUGUCAAACUCUUCCAGCAGCUCCCGUUCAUCGUCAAUCUCAACCCAAACCUGCAUGCCCUGUACACGGCCUACUACGCGCACUUUGAAGAACUGCGGCAGCAGCCCGAGGUGCGCACAGAAGAGGAUCAGAAUGCGUUCGUUGCCAUGCUGGUGCGGCAAUCCGACGCGCUGUGCGAUAUUAUGCCGGGCGUUGCACGCGGCUUCCAUGAGUGCCGCGCGUAUCUCGGCGCCGCCGCCCGCGGCCGCUUCCUCAAUGAGCUGAUCCACACGCGCAUUGCACUGCGCCUACUGACCGACCAGCACAUCGCGCUGCACCGCCAGCUCACCGCUGCACAGCAGCAGCAGCAGCAAGGCAGCGGCGUUGCAGGGGCCGCAGACCAGCGCCUCCAGGGCAUCAUUGACACGCGGCUGUCACUGGCCGACGCCGUCCGCGCGAGCGCUCAGGAAGUCCAGGCAGCCUGCGAGCUGACGUACGGCGACGCGCCUGCGUUCACCGUUGACGACCACACCGGGGCAUGCUUCUGCUACGUUGCGCCGCACCUCGACUAUGUUUUGACCGAGAUACUGAAGAACGCGUUCCGCGCUUCCGUGCAGAGCGGCCAUGUUGCACACCCGGUUGAGAUCACCGUGGCGCAGGGUGCCGGCCGCGUGGCCGUGCGCGUACGCGACUCCGGCGGCGGAAUUCCACGCAAGAUCCGCAAACGCGUCUUCGACUACGCGUUCACCACUGCAGCCGAUCAGGCCGACGUUGGCGUCCCGCCGACAGACGCGGCCUUCAGCAACAUUGCGCGCGAGCAGGCGCCCAUCGCCGGGCUGGGCUUCGGGUUGCCGAUGGCGCGCGUGUAUGCCGAGUUCUUCGGCGGGUCUCUUCACGUAAUCUCGAUCGAGGGCCGCGGCUGCGACGCGUUCCUGGAGCUGCCGUCUAUUGAACAGUCAAAGACGCGCAAAAUCUAA
Messenger RNA from Kickxella alabastrina, 1209 nucleotides. RefSeq names its product branched-chain alpha-ketoacid dehydrogenase kinase. Gene Ontology annotation, biological process: regulation of glucose metabolic process; protein phosphorylation. Gene Ontology annotation, cellular component: mitochondrion. NCBI's taxonomy places the organism in Eukaryota, Fungi, Kickxellomycota, Kickxellomycetes, Kickxellales, Kickxellaceae. The record is from RefSeq and is a predicted model, not a curated record. The transcript has a single exon. Gene Ontology annotation, molecular function: pyruvate dehydrogenase (acetyl-transferring) kinase activity. The coding region runs from base 1 to 1209 and encodes 402 amino acids.